This is a messenger RNA of Ectocarpus siliculosus, 1838 nucleotides long. Lineage: Eukaryota; Phaeophyceae; Ectocarpales; Ectocarpaceae. The record is from the annotation of a GenBank genome assembly.
AUGCUGCUUUCGGGGGGCGUGGACUCGUCGGUGGCGAUGAGGCUUCUCCUAGACCAAGGGUACAAGAUCCGGGCGUUUUACCUCAAGAUCUGGCUGGAGGACGAGCUUGCUCACCUCAAUGAGUGCCCGUGGGAGGAAGACCUGGCUUACGCCACGGCGGUGUGCGAGCAGGCGGGCGUCCCCCUGGAAGUCGUCCCGCUGCAGAGGGAGUACUGGGACCAGGUAGUGUCGUACACGGUGAGGGAGGCCCGCGAGGGGCGCACGCCCAACCCGGACGUCAUGUGCAACAGCAGGAUCAAGUUCGGCAUGUUCUACGACCACGUCGGGAAACACUUCCGGCACGUCGCCACCGGGCACUACGCCAGGCUCGAGCACUCGGGCGGCAGCGACGACGCCAAUGCUACCCCUAGCGAUCGCAGUGCAGCGGCAGCUGCAGCUGCAGCGGGAACGGAAGAGCCUCCGGUAAGGGUAGCCGCCGGCAGUGACCGGGGGCGGGUCCGACUGCUCCUAAGCCCCGACGCCGUCAAGGACCAGACGUACUUCCUGUGCGCGCUGACCCAGGACCAGCUGCGGAAGGCGCUGUUCCCGCUCGGGGUGUACACCAAGGACCAGAUCCGGGAGCUGGCCGAGAGCUACGACCUUCCCACCAAGCACCGGAAAGACUCGCAGGGCAUUUGCUUCCUCGGCAAGCUCAAGUUCGACGAGUUCCUGCAGCACUACCUGGGCACCUCUCCCGGCGCGAUCGUCGACCAGACCGGGCGGCACAUCGGCGAGCACAAGGGGCUCUGGUUCCACACCAUCGGCCAGCGCAAGGGCGUCGGCCCGGGCCUCGUGCCCGGCGUGGUGAACCUCGGCCCGUGGUACGUCGCCGACAAGGACAUGGAGCGCAACGUGCUCGUGGUGACGAACGACCGCGAGGCUAUCGCGAGCCCGAGGGAGGUCUUCAGGGUGGAGGCACUUCAGUGGAUCUCCGGGAGACCCCCCGCCGAGCUCGCGCGGGACAGGUCCAUGCGCUUGCGGGUGAAGACUCGUCACGGCCCGCAGAUGAGAGACUGCUUGCUGCGCCUUGUGCCGGAGGUUGCCCCCGGCGACAGCGGCGGCAGAGCCGGCGGCGCGGAAGCGACGGUGGAAGACCGCGUUGGCUCGCCGACGAGGGGAUACGUGAACCUCGACAGCAAGGAUUCCGCCCUGGCGCCCGGGCAGUUCGCGGCCUUCUACCUAGGCGGCGAGUGCGUCGGGUCCGGGGUCAUGUGCGGCUGGUCCGCUGCCGCGGCCGCCGCCGUCGGCGUCGUCGCCGGUGGCGAGGGGGGGAUCGCCGCCGGCUUGGAGUCGGAAGGGGGGUUGGCGCUUCGCCGGCUGGAGGAGGAACGCGGUGGUGUGUUGGAGCGCCGAGGCACCGCUUCGGCGGCGGCUCCUGCUGCUGCCAUCAGGCAAUAGCGCAGGCUGGUGGCCACGGCGGGGGGGACGCCCGGCUUACGCUUAACACUUUUUUGGCGAUGGUCGUAUGGUUGGGUGAAUUUGUGGUCUUAUCUCUCUCCAACAGUCCGGCGAGAGGAACAUUAAGGUUGACUAUUUUGUGGGUGGGUGGGUGGGUUAGCCCAAAGCAAGACGGGACAAAUGCUUGGUGUAGUAUGGGUCUCUUGCGGGUCUAGCCCACGACCAUCGAAUAAAUACGCCUGCUCGUGUUUGAGCAUGCGUGUGGGUACCGUUGUUUACGUGUCCGAGGGCUUUCCGAGUAGCUGUAGUGCCUUUUGUCCGGUCGGAUCCACUCUCUGUGUACAUUCCUACCUAGCGCGCUAUGCUGUCGGUGUGAAGUGAAAUGAACGCGAUAUCUCUUU